Molecule: messenger RNA, 1843 nt
Organism: Aspergillus brunneoviolaceus CBS 621.78
Lineage: Eukaryota; Fungi; Ascomycota; Eurotiomycetes; Eurotiales; Aspergillaceae
Product: acetyl-CoA synthetase-like protein
Exons: 4
Coding region: 44-1843 (599 amino acids)
Biological process (GO): fatty acid metabolic process
Molecular function (GO): medium-chain fatty acid-CoA ligase activity
Source: RefSeq, a predicted model, not a curated record
CCUAAGACCAAACCCCGCCCCACUACAUUCUCUCGUCUUUAUCAUGGAGAAGUUGUCCAUCGUCUAUGGAGUAGAGGAGCCCACCCUGUGGUCCCAGACUCUGGGCCAGCUGAUCGAGGAACAGGCCACGCAGUAUGGCGACCGCACGGCGCUGGUCACCCCGUGGCAAGACAAGCGAUUGUCUUUCCGCCAGCUGGCGGACAGUAGCCGAGUGCUGGCCACCGCGAUGGUGCAGGCCGGCCUGCGCCUGGGCGAUUGCAUCGCGGUGUUGGCGGGCAACCGCUACGAAUACAUCCAGGUGUUUCUGGCCGGGGCGCGGAUCGGAUGUCCUGUGCUACCCUUGAACAACGCCUACACCCCAGCGGAAGUGCUGCGCGCGUUGCAGAGAAGUGCAACCCGAUUCCUCUUUCUCGCUUCGCAGAUCGGUCCCCGCAGCCUGGUCCCGCAUCUCCAGGCUUUACUCUCGCCCGCGUCGCAAGCCACCUUGCCGGAGCUGAGUGGGAUUGUAUGCUUCGAUAGUGACGGACCCUAUACCCAACCACAGGUGCAAGGCUACGGGUGUUUCCUGGCCUCGGGCGAGAGGGCAGCACCGGAUGAGGGCCUGCUGCCCGCCGCGGAGCGGAUCGUGCGGCUGUCCGACAAUCUCAGCUAUCAAUUUACCUCGGGGACGAGCGGAGAGCCGAAGUUGUCCAUGCUCACCCACCGCGGCCUCAUCAACAACGCCCGCCUCGUUGGCGACGGGAUGCGCCUGACCCCCGCCGACGUGGUCUGCUGCCCCCCACCCCUCUUCCACACCUUCGGGCUGGUUCUCGGCUUUCUCAACGCCUUCACCCACGGCAGCGCGAUCGUCUUCCCCUCCGACCAUUUCCACGCCGACAGCGUCAUCGACGCGGUCAUCCACGAAAAGGCCACCGCCCUGCUCGGGGUGCCCACCAUGUUCGUCGCCGAGCUCGAGGCAUGCGCGGCCCGGAAGCUCGACAAGAUCAACACCGUGCGCACGGGGCUGGCGGCCGGGUCGCCGGUCUCGGAGACGCUGCUCAGUCGGCUCGAGGAGAGGUUCGGCGUCAAGGGCAUGUUGAUCGCCUACGGGAUGACGGAGACCAGUCCUGUGACGUUUAUGACUUCGUUGGAUGAUCCCAGGGACAAGGCAAUGACGAGUCUAGGGAGGGUACUGCCGCAUACGUCGGCCAAGGUGAUCAACCAGGAGGGGGUCAUUGUGCCGCGGGGCGAGAGCGGCGAGUUAUGCACCAGUGGGUACGGGCUCCAGAGGGGGUACUUUGAGAAUGAAGCCAAAACGAAAGAGGCAAUGCAACGCGACGCGGACGGGAGGUUGUGGAUGCAUACCGGAGACCAAUGCUAUCUCGAUGCGGAGGGAUACUGUCAUAUCAGUGGGAGGAUGAAGGAUGUGAUUAUCCGAGGAGGAGAGAACAUGUUCCCCCUCGAGAUUGAGGAGCGUCUCCUGCUGCAUCCCGCCAUCGCAGAAGCGAGCGUGGUGGGCGUGGCGGAUCCCAGGUACGGCGAGGUGGUGGGCUGCUUUCUCAAGUUGACCCAGGGACACGUUCAGCCGCAGGAUCAGGAACUACGAGACUGGGUACGGGUGGAAUUGAGCUGGCACAAAGCCCCCCAGCAUGUCUUCUGGAUUGGAGACGGCGGAGUGUGUCCGGAAUUUCCCAAGACUGCCAGUGGCAAGCACCAGAAGCACAUCAUGAAGGAGAUUGCAAACAUGUGUCUAUCCGGGCGGCGUGCAGGCAAGGAUCUGCCUUUUCGUAUGCAAGUGAUCUCUCUGUUUGGGCUCUCGGUGUGCUUAAUUCCGGUGGCAUUGUAUCUGUCGACUUUGGCGUGA